UGCCGCAUACCACUGUAUGCGAUAUCUUGGAUUAUGCGGAGUAUUGGGUCCGGGCGGUCGGCAAAGGAGGGAACGGAGGAACUGCUACAGCGCCAAAUGCCUACUCGCCAAAAACGAUGUCCUACUGGGCCAGUGCACGGAUUCCGGAGUCUGCGAAAGUGCACAGAUCUGUACGCAGAAUCGUAUUCACCAUCGAAUCACACGACAUCGUCCCGUUGUCACCGGAGUCUAUCUUGAAUAGUGACUCCCCGUCACAGAUAUGGUUCGAGGUUC
Fomitopsis serialis is the source of this 273-nucleotide messenger RNA. RefSeq lists its product as uncharacterized. The transcript has 2 exons. The record is from RefSeq and is a predicted model, not a curated record. NCBI's taxonomy places the organism in Eukaryota, Fungi, Basidiomycota, Agaricomycetes, Polyporales, Fomitopsidaceae. The annotation marks the transcript as partial.